Molecule: messenger RNA, 3886 nt
Organism: Peromyscus maniculatus bairdii (prairie deer mouse)
Lineage: Eukaryota; Metazoa; Chordata; Mammalia; Rodentia; Cricetidae
Source: RefSeq, a predicted model, not a curated record
CACAGUGUUUAUUUUGACAACGGUCUAAGUCACUGUAAGGGCUCUAGGACAGCACUGUCUGCUGGUACCCAGCAGAGUAAAGAAUGCCUUUCUGGACCAGCGCACAGACCCCUUCUCAUCGUCUGCUCCUUCUGCUUCCUCGGCCAUUCACAGCUUAGGUUCCGGAACACGGCAAAUCCAUUUAAAGGGCUUGGGAAUUGUCAAACCAUGGCCAGACAUCGUGCCUUAUGUUUCAUUUUACUAAUCUUACUGACUGACAAGAGUGAAGCCUGUUUUUGUGACCACUACCCAUGGACUCACUGGUCCAGCUGUUCUAAAUCCUGCAAUUCUGGAACCCAGAGCAGACAGAGACAAAUAGUAAUGAAUGAUUACUAUUGGAAUAACGCAUGUGACCGGCUUUGUACCAAGCGGGAGACCAGAGAGUGCAACGCGCAGACAUGUCCCAUCAACUGUGUCCUUGGAGACUAUGGGCCAUGGUCAGACUGUGACCCUUGUAUUGAAAAACAGAUUAAAAUUAAAUCUAUCCUGCGCCCGAGUCAGUUCGGAGGACAACCAUGCACAGAGCCCCUGGUGACCUUUCAACCGUGUGUCCCAUCCAAGCUUUGCAAAAUUGAAGAGGCUGAUUGCAAGAAUAAAUUCCUCUGUGACAGUGGGCGCUGCAUUCCCCGGAAGUUAGAAUGUAAUGGAGAAAAUGACUGCGGAGACAAUUCAGAUGAGAGGGGCUGCGGGAGAACAAAGGCGGUAUGCCCGCGGACGUACGAGCCCAUCCCUAAUGUGCAGCUGAUGGGCACUGGGUUUCAUUUUCUGGCAGGAGAGCCCAGAGGAGAUGUCCUUGAUAACUCUUUCACUGGAGGAAUAUGUAAAACUGUCAAAAGCAUUCGAGCAAGUAAUCCAUACCGUGUUCCAGCCAAUCUGGAAACUGUCAACUUCGAGGUACAAACGGUAGAAGAUGAUUUGAAAACAGAUUUCUACAAGAAUUUAAUCAAUAUUGAAAAUAAGAAAAAUGAAGCUCCUUCGUUUUCAGGUGAACAGAAACAGUUUUAUGGUGUGCCAAUUUUGUUUUCCUCAAAGACAAGUAGAAAAUUUCAACAAAACUCAGCCUUCAAGGAAGCUAUCCAAGCCUCCCACAAAAUGGAUUCUAGCUUUGUCAGGAUCCAUAAAGCAAUCAAAGUCUUAAAUUUCACAAUGAAAACGGCAGACCUGCAGCUUUCAGAUGUCUUUCAAAAAGCCCUUCACCAUCUGCCUUUAGAAUACAACUCAGCUUUGUACAGCCGGAUAUUUGAUGACUUUGGGACCCACUACUUCACUUCAGGCUCCCUCGGGGGCAAGUAUGACCUUCUCUACCAAUUUAGCAGCCAGGAGCUUAAGAACUCAGGUCUAACAGAGGAAGAAACCCAGAACUGUGUCCAGUAUGAAACAAAGAAACGCUUUCUUCUCUUUUUUACAAGCACCACAAGAGAACAGCGGUGCACAACGAAUAAGCUGUCUGAAAAAUACGAAGGUUCUUUGUUGCAGGGAGCAGAGAAAUCCAUAUCCCUGGUCCAGGGUGGGAGGAGUCAGCAAGCAGCAGCCUUGGCCUGGGAGAAGGGGAACUCUGGUCCAGAGGAGAAAGUCUUUUCUGAGUGGUUAGAAUCAGUGAAGGAAAACCCUGUUGUGAUUGAUUUUGAGCUCGCCCCAAUCACCGACUUGGUCAGAAACAUCCCGUGUGCGGUGACAAAACGGAACAACCUCAGGAAAGCGUUUCAAGAAUAUGCCGCCAAGUUUGACCCUUGCCAGUGCGCUCCGUGUCCUAAUAAUGGCCGUCCCAUGCUCUCAGGCACGGAGUGUCUGUGUGUGUGCCAGAGUGGUACCUACGGGGAGAACUGUGAGAGGCGGUCUCCAGAUUACAAGUCCGACGCAGUUGAUGGAAACUGGAGCUGCUGGUCAUCCUGGAGCACGUGCAAUGCGGCUUAUAGGAGAUCGAGAACUCGGGAGUGUAAUAACCCUGCUCCCCAGCGAGGAGGGCAGCGCUGUGAGGGCGAGCAGCGGCAAGAGGAAGACUGUACAUUCUCAAUAAUGGAAAAUGUGGGACAACCAUGUAUCAGUGACAAUGAAGAAAUGAAAGAGGUAGACCUUCCUGAGAAAGAAACAGAUUCAGGGUGUCCUCAGCCAGCUCUGCCAGAAAAUGGAUUUAUCUGGAAUGCAAAGAAACUGUACUCCGUUGGGGAGGAAGUUGAAAUUUCCUGUCUUACUGGAUUCAAAGCUGUGGGAUACCAGUACUACAGAUGUUUACCAGACAGAACCUGGAGGCAAGGAGAUGUCGAAUGCCAACGGACCGAGUGCCUCAAGCCAGUUGUUCAAGAUGUCCUGACAAUCUCCCCAUUUCAGAGAGUGUAUAAGAUUGGUGAAUCCAUUGAGCUGACAUGUCCCAAAGGCUUUGUUGUUUCUGGGCCAUCAAGAUACACAUGCGAGGGAGACUCCUGGACUCCUCCCAUUUCAAAUUCGUUGACCUGCGAAAAAGGUUCCUGCCUACGCAAGAACACUCAGUGCUGGAGUCUCCCUAGACGACCAUUUGCCCCACCACCUCACGCUGUACUCCUGUGCUGGGGCAUCCUACUCAUAUCUGCAGCCUCAACAAUUCCCUAGGUGAACCAAAUUCUCAACACCGAUUUCCCUGCUGAGCUCUAAACAGGGAUACCCAAACCCCUCUAAGUCUCAGUAGGCGAAGGGUACCACAAACCCAACAUGGGCAGAAAGAGGUCUGAUUCCUCAUCGUCCCCUGCCUGAAAUCAACCUUCCUCUGAUACUUUCCCUUCCUGAAAAGACCCCAGUGCCUCUUCUCUUAUGUAAACUAGACACUAAGAAUUAGCUUGACUGCUGUCAUAACUUACUGCAAUAUUGACAGAAUUUAUUCUAACACACACACACACACACACACACACACACACACACACACACACACUUACCUACUUCAUUCUAGUUUGCCACCUACACACAUAUAAGUUACCUACUUCUCUCUUCUGUCACAUCUGGACCCUUGUUCUACACUACCAUCCCUUUUGUACCCAAAUCACCACAAUAACACCAUAGAUCACUAUAUACCAUAGUUGUCGUCUCUAUACCUCCCCAAAGCUGUUUUUCCACUAAAGUCAGAGCUUAUCUCUUUUUCAAGACCCAAACUUGCUCUUGUUACGUGCUUCCUUGCCUAAAGACCAUCAAAGUUGUACUGCUUAGAAAAUAAAGGGGGAAUGGCCUUACUAGACACCUUAAUUCCCAUCGUGCACCACUUCCGGUUGCAUGCUACUGUUGUUCGGCACUCAGCCACACUGGCCUUCUCUCAGUUCCAGGAAAGUCACAUGCUGUCUCGUUCGGAACAUUUUCAAGCUUCUAACAGUCCCCUUGCCCUCUUCCUGACACACAUACCUCCCUGUUCCUAACCUCCCUAGUAGCAUCAAUUUUUCUGAUUGCAUGCUUUCUCUUUAAUAACACCAAUAUUGUUAGCAAUUUUCUUUGUAUCCCUGUGCUCGUUUGAUCAACAGCUGUCUGCCCCCACAAGGUAAGGCACGAUUUGCUCAGUCCAGUCUCAGAACCUAGCAGAGUGCUAAGAGCAUCAGAAAAAAUGAUCCAUCAACAUCUGAAAGACAAAGGAACGAAACUCUCACCAUUCCCAUGUUUUCUUUGUUUGUUGUUUGUUUUUGUUUUUUUCUGAGCUCAACAGCAAUUUUAGGUUGGAAAAUGGCAGAGGAAGUGAGCUGGGAAGGACAUUUCAGAUGGACUGUUUCAUGACACCUUCUUUAGAGAAGCCCCAAUGAACGAUCUGAUGCAGGAGACAAAUGAGAAGCCUUCCCCACCGCCUGCUCUCCUGAACUCAAGCUCAGCACUUGAAACCCUCGAGGACACUGUUCUC